Adineta ricciae is the source of this 1413-nucleotide messenger RNA. NCBI's taxonomy places the organism in Eukaryota, Metazoa, Rotifera, Eurotatoria, Adinetida, Adinetidae. The record is from the annotation of a GenBank genome assembly.
AUGAUGUCUUGGUUGUUUGAAUUGAAUAUUUUCGUCAUUAUUCUAUCUGCAGGCGUCAUUGCUGAUGAUGCGUGUCGAUUUGAAAGUUCGCAAGGCGUUAUUGAUUUGACUUCUCUUGGAAGGGGCGAUGGAAAACCUACCUAUCCAGAUGUGACACCGGCCGUGGCAUCUAAUUACCUUUACAGAUACAAUCCAUGUAAACCGUUCUCCGAAGGCGAAUGUAUAAAUGCAGCUGUUUGUCAAAUGACAAAAGAUGAACGUCAUUACUUCGUUCUGGGAACACAAGAUAGUGCCGUUUGGAUUACAAAUAGCAGUAGUCAUCCUUCUAUCAUAUAUUCCUUUGAGAUAAGACGAGUGAUGAUUACAUUAAUCUGUGUCACUGAUGACACCAAUGAGCUUGAAGCUUUGGGGGAGGGCCCACCGAAUUUCUAUCGAUUUAAUUUGAAAAACAAAUGUGCUUGUUGGAAUGGAUGUCGAGCGCCACCACAAUUGGAUUGCACAAUCAAUGGAACGAGCUAUACUUCAGACAAACAAAUCAUUCAAUCAUUGCCAUUUCCUAUUCAUAUCAAUCCAGCAGAACCAUCACAAACAUCGAAUUAUGCCAUUGUUGACAGAAAUAGUCAUGUUAUUGAGUUGAAUUUAGUGAAUAUUCUCCGACUCCCAUCUGCGAUUUUUUGCCUGAGUAGUCUACAAAAACUUUCAAUUUCAGACUCGCCUAGCCUUGUCAUCCCUUCUGACAUUGGUCGUCUCUCUUCUUCACUUACAUCUUUACACUUAUUGAACAGCACUCGAUCACCUUCCGCACUUCCACCUGAACUAUUCAAUCUGAAUCAUUUAUCAAGUCUGUCCAUUAUCAACUGCGGCUUGGAAGCACUUUCCGCAAAUCUUAGCAAACUCACUUUGCUCACUGAACUUAUACUUGAUCAAAACUUGUUGACUUAUCUACCGUGGAGUGUAUACGUAUUACCAUCGCUUACCUUAUUUUCUGUUCGUAAUAAUUCUCGACUAUCUUCACUUGAUGCUCUGUCCGACUCAACAUCGUUGAAGGAACUACGAGCAUCGAAUUGUAUCAUCGACCGUCUCCCGAACAGUAUCCCUAAUCUAAGUCUAAUUGACCUUGAUAACAAUCAACUGACAUCACUCGAUAGUCUUGAUACGAUUUCAUCCUCAAAUUGUUCGUCGUUCUCAUUUAAUAACAACAGAAUUGCAUCGAUUCCCAGUGCUUCGCUAGCAAAAAUCAAUACAUUGAAUAACUUCGAUCUAUCCAACAAUCUAUUAACAACAUUACCGGAAAUCAUCUAUGUGCUUAACGAUUUGAAAAUGGUCAACCUACAAAGAAAUAACUUUAGUAGCAGCGAAAUCGAAUGGAUUAGCGGUAUAUUUCGGGUGACAAACACCACUGUGAUUUUUUGA